GGUCCAUUUCCUAUCUCUUCAUUUUCGUUUGGGACACGGAUACCCUUAUCCUGCCUGCACUCCUCCGGCUUCCCUGUGGGUUCCGAGGUACAGCCAUCGGCGCAGUGUUCUACCGAUGGCAGCAACUUCUCCCACUCCUCUCGCUGCUCCCCAGCUGCCAUUCUCACCCAGGAGGCCUCCCCCCAGGCCCAUCUCCAAAGAGCUGCACUUCAACCAUGACCUCUCUGCCACCAAGAAGCUACAGGCUGGAGUGGACUUGGUGGCGAAUUUGGUUGGAGUGACUUUGGGUCCCAAGGGAAGGAAUGUGGUGCUGGGUAACAAGUAUGGCCCUCCUAGGAUUGUCAAUGAUGGGGAGACUGUUCUUAAAGAGGUUGAAUUGGAAGACCCAUUGGAGAAUGUGGGUGUCAAGUUGGUGAGACAAGCCGGUGCAAGAACAAAUGAUCUUGCUGGUGAUGGAUGCACUACUUCCAUCAUUCUUGCUCAGGGUUUGAUUUCUGAAGGUGUUAAGGUACUAGCUGCUGGAAUGAAUCCUAUACAAGUUGCAAGGGGAAUUGAAAAAACUGCUAAAGCUCUUGUUUCCAAACUCAAGUUGAUGUCAAGGGAGAUUGAAGACAACGAAAUUGCAAAUGUAGCAGCAGUUAGUGCUGGAAAUGACCAUGCAGUAGGAAGUAUGAUUGCAGAAGCUGUUAGAAGAGUUGGUAGGAAAGGUGUAGUUAGAAUUGAAGAUGGAAGAAGCACAGAGAACGGCUUGCAAAUUGUUGAAGGCAUGCAAUUUGAUCGUGGUUAUUUGUCACCAUACUUUGUUACCAAUCGUGCAGAUAUGCUAGUGGAGUUCAACAACUGCAAGAUACUUUUGAUUGACAAAAAAAUCACCAAUGCAAGGGAGAUGUUAAAAAUAUUGGAUGGUGCAGUCAAAGAGAAUUUUCCGUUGUUGAUAGUUGCAGAGGAUUUUGAGCCAGAAGCUCUUGCCCCAGUUAUUAGAAAUAAACUCAAAGGUGUUCUGAAGGCAGCUGCUAUCAAAGCUCCCUCCUUUGGAGAGCGAAAGACUGACUACUUAAAUGACAUUGCUGUCUUGACUGGAGGUACUGUUAUUAGAGAUGAUAUGGGAUUGACUCUUGACACGGUUGGCAAGGAGGUUUUGGGUUCUUCUGUGAAGGUGAUAAUAGGAAAGGAUUCAACUUUAAUAGUAACUGAUGGGAGCACCCAGCAUGCAGUGGAAAAGCGGGUUGCUCAGAUAAGAAGUCUUGAACAGUACUCUGAAGAGAAGUUCCAGAAGAAAAUACUGAAUGAGAGGAUAGCAAGGCUAUGUGGUGGUAUUGCCAUUAUUCAGGUAGGUGCACAAACAGUGGUUGAAUUGAAAGACAAAAAGCUGAGAAUUGAAGAUUCUCUAAAUGCAACAAAGGCAGCUAUUGAAGAAGGUGUUGUAGUUGGUGGUGGGUGUACGUUAUUAAGGUUAUCUACCAUGGUUGAUGGUAUCAAAGAUUAUCUGGAUAAUGAAGAACAGAAGAUUGGUGCUGAUAUCUUUAAACGGGCCUUAAGUUACCCUGCAAAACUGAUAGCAAAAAAUGCUGGCGUAAAUGGAGAUGUUAUUGUCAACAAGGUGUUGUCUAAUGAUGACAUAAGAUAUGGCUAUAAUGCAGCUAUGAACUGUUAUGAGGACUUGGUAGCUGCUGGCAUUUUAGAUCCAUCCAAGGUUGUUAGAUGCUGUUUGGAGCAUGCUGCUGCUACUGCAAAGACUUUUCUCACCUCUGACCUGGUUGUUGUGGAUGUAAAGGGAACAGAGACCAUUUCGAUGAGAAUGCCACCACGAAGACCAAUGCCGAUGUCUAAUAUGAUGCAACCACCCUUGCCAGCAUCUAAAUUUAUGCGGAUGCCAGGUAUUGCACUUUAGACCAUUGGAGCUGUUUAGCAUGCAUUAAUUGCUUUGGCAUCACUCUGGAGCUGAUAGAGUUGGAUGUGAUUGUUGCCAUUGUGAUUUGCCAAAGAGACAAUGGUUAAGGAAACACUGGAUGAGAAAUCUAACCAGAUAAUGAGUUCACCUGAUUGAUUUCAGACAAGUUCAUAUCCAAAUUCUCUUUCCAGAUGCUGCUUGAAUGGAUUUCAGGAAGAAAGCCAUGACAAGAUUAAUCGUUGGAUCGAGGUAACAGUGUAUUGCAGGUGCCAUACAAUAUGAUGGAUCAGCAAACUUGUAGUCUCUUUUACUGCAAUCUGUACUGAUGUUUUACAUCCCAUACCUGUUUGAAUACUAACCACAAACAGAUCAAGAGAUACUGUUCUUUCUUUUUACUUAUUGAGGAAACUUCUACCCUGUAAAUGACUGUUAUGGCUUUAACCUUAGCAGAUACUUGUUGUUCCA
Molecule: messenger RNA, 2356 nt
Organism: Musa acuminata subsp. malaccensis (wild Malaysian banana)
Lineage: Eukaryota; Viridiplantae; Streptophyta; Magnoliopsida; Zingiberales; Musaceae
Product: ruBisCO large subunit-binding protein subunit beta, chloroplastic-like
Biological process (GO): protein refolding
Cellular component (GO): chloroplast stroma
Molecular function (GO): ATP binding; ATP-dependent protein folding chaperone
Source: RefSeq, a predicted model, not a curated record